This is a messenger RNA of Dibothriocephalus latus, 750 nucleotides long. NCBI's taxonomy places the organism in Eukaryota, Metazoa, Platyhelminthes, Cestoda, Diphyllobothriidea, Diphyllobothriidae. The record is from the annotation of a GenBank genome assembly.
AUGUCAUUCUCAAAAUCCUCUGACGACAGUUCUGAUGACGAAGUUGAAGUUUCGGAAGAAGAAAUCCAAGCACUGAGUUCACAGUUGGAAUCGGAUCCUUUCAUUUACGACGUGCAUGUGCAGUUGAUAAAUCUGCUCAAAAAGGCCGGUGACUUGGAUCGUUUACGAGCAGCAAGGGAGAAAAUGGCCUCCCUCUUCCCUCUCACUCCAGAACUUUGGUUAGAAUGGAUCAAGGAUGAGUCCUCUCUCCUACUGGAAGGUGCCGAUAGAAGCGGUGUUGAAGACCUCUUCCGUAGAGCUGUGGCGGACUACCAGAGUGUGGACGUCUGGUUGGAGUAUUGCCAGUUUGCCAUCGGUGGCAUGGGCUCCGGCGAGCCGGAGCGUAUUGCAGCUGUGAGGGCCGUUUUUGAGCUGGCGCUAGCUAAUCAGGGCCUCAAUUUCGCCAAGGGUGCUGUUCUGUGGGAGAUUUAUCGGGAGUUUGAGACAAUCCUUCUGGCACAAGUUCAAGCGUCUUCUAAGGAUCCCGAAGCCCUGACUGCACAACUGAAGACCAUUGAUGGUGUAUUUCGCCGCCAGUUGAGGGUCGCGCAUCAGGACAUGCAGGCCACCCUAGAGGAGUACAAGGACUUCCUGGCAGGCCUGGGCGCGCCUCUACUGACCGGCGGUGGUGGUGCCACGGGGACCGUUGUAGAGCUCAAGGAUGGCAUACCCGUUGAUUGUGCCACAGACUUCUCCCGAGCCUCCGCUAAA